Cordyceps militaris CM01 is the source of this 1170-nucleotide messenger RNA. RefSeq names its product 3-carboxymuconate cyclase. The record is from RefSeq and is a predicted model, not a curated record. Gene Ontology annotation, molecular function: protein binding; 6-phosphogluconolactonase activity. The transcript is spliced from 3 exons. Lineage: Eukaryota; Fungi; Ascomycota; Sordariomycetes; Hypocreales; Cordycipitaceae. Bases 1 to 1170 code for a protein of 389 amino acids.
AUGACUCGCCCAUCUCUGCUUGCGAUGCUGCUGGCUGGUGGCGCCGCCGCCUCUGACCUUCUCUACGUCAGCUCCAUGGACGGCAACAUCACCACGCUCAACAUGGGCAUGACCACGCCGGCGGCCGGCGGCAAGUACCCGUCCUUCAAGUCCGUGGCCAGAAACCAGGACUGCGCGCCGACUCCCUCGUGGCUGACACUCAACCACGCCGCCGGCCAGCUGUUCUGCAUUGACGAGGCCGGGGAGACGGCAAGCUCCCUGUCGUCGUACAAGACGAGCGCCGAUGGCACCCUGACGAAGCUGGGCAGGGUCGAGACCCCAAAGGGCCCCGUGAGCGGCAUCUUUUACGGCUGCAAGGGCCACGGCUUCGCCAUGGCUCACUAUGGCGGCUCCGCGAUUAGCACCUGGGACGUCAGCGACCCGGCCAACAUCAAGAAUGUGCAGACGCUCAAGUUCACGCAACCCCUCGGCCCGAAGCAAGAGGCGCCGCGCCCGCACCAGGUCAUCCUCGACCCCACGGGCAAGUACAUUGUGACGCCGGAUCUCGGCAGCGAUGUCAUCCGCCUCUACUCGUUUGAUCCCAAGAGCCUCAAGGUGACCGAGAUCCCCCCCGUCACGGUCAAGCCGGGCAGCGGCCCGCGCCACGUCGCGUUUGCCGUCCGAGGCCCCAAGACGUUCAUGUACGUCGUCACCGAGCUCGGCAACACCAUCAUCGGCUUCGAGGUCACGUACGGAGACACCAUCCAGCUCAAGGAGAUUUUCAACAUUGACGUGCACGGCGAGGGCAAGGGGGUCAUUGCCACGGCCGCCGCUUCCGAGGUUAUUGUUUCUCCUGAUCAAAAGUUCCUCAUUGCUUCUUCCCGCCGCGAAUACACCGUCAAGAUUCCCGACUUUGACGACAAGAACAAGCAGAUCGACUCGGACCCCCUCAUCAACUUCUCCAUCGACGAGGCCAGCGGCAAGCUCACCUUCAAGCAGUCGGUCUCCUCGGGCGGCCGGUUCCCCCGCCAAUUCUCCAUGAACAAGGCCGGUACCAAGGUUGCCGUCGGCAUGCAGUUUGACGCCCGCGUCGUCAUCAUCAAGCGCGACCCCCAGUCGGGCGAUCUCGGCGACUUUGAGUCGUUUUCCAACGUUUCGGGCAACAUUACCUCGGUCUUCUUUGACGAGUAA